Messenger RNA from Perca flavescens (yellow perch), 2759 nucleotides. RefSeq names its product growth arrest-specific 7b (gene gas7b). Gene Ontology annotation, molecular function: protein binding. Bases 389 to 1834 code for a protein of 481 amino acids. The transcript is spliced from 14 exons. Lineage: Eukaryota; Metazoa; Chordata; Actinopteri; Perciformes; Percidae. Gene Ontology annotation, cellular component: clathrin-coated vesicle; plasma membrane; cytoplasm. The record is from RefSeq and is a predicted model, not a curated record. Gene Ontology annotation, biological process: clathrin coat assembly; neuron projection morphogenesis; clathrin-dependent endocytosis.
AAACUCGGGAAAAACUGGAGUGUUGGCAGGUAUGACUUAACUAAAGGCCCACUUACUCAUUUUCCAAGCUUUCAACCGCAUUUCCCCGGCAGAUUGAGUUUGCCAUGGAGAUAGCUUACAAGAUAGCUUAUCACUUGUUUACUAACUUUGAAACACGUUGUGCUUUAAUUUUGAAGUCGGAUUUGUUCAACUUCCGGUGCUCACGUCUCGCUCUGUGCGGCUUGACACUGUACAGAGUAUAGAGUGUAUGGACGCUGGUCUGUAGCCUCUUAUAGACAGAGCGUGCCGUGCAGUGCCGAGCCGAGCCAAGUCUAGCAGGCUGGAGCAGCGGAGCGGGGGGAGGACACCGAGCAGCACACACAUUCAAUCUGUCCCCGAGCAGCGGGAGAUGUUCAGCGGCACUCAGGUCGCCAUGUCGGGGUCGUUCUGUAAAAGUUUGUACCCGUUCAGCGGGGAGCAGCACCGACAGGGACUGAGCUUCCAGGCCGGGGACAUUAUCAGGGUGGUCCAGGCUCUGCCCGGAGGCUGGUGGGAGGGAGAGAGGGAUGGAGUCCGGGGAUGGUUCCCCUCCAGCUACGUGCACGUCCUGGAGAGGACAGCAUCUCUGAGUCAGCUCCCUGUCGAGGACCUCCGAGACCCCCUGCCUCCUCAAUGGAGAUGCUACAUGUCUCCACAAGGGCGUCAAUACUACGUCAACACCACAAGCAACGAGACUACAUGGGAGAGGCCGUCCAGUGCACCUGGGACCCCCAAGACCUCUCUUCGACACAAGAACUCCCUGCCGACAGUGAAUGGAUUUCACUCAGGUGGUAGUCCCUUGCAUCAUGUGGAACAUUCACACAGCAGUCUGGUUAGGAAGAGCAGUACAGAGCCACAGAGCCCGGGAUCAACGUCACCCAGGAAACACAACAAGGAGACCACAGUCACGAUUAACUGUGUGACGUUCCCAACUCCUGCAUGCAUGCCGGAGCAACAGCUGCUGAAACCAAACGAAUGGAGCUACUGUGACUUCUUCUGGACCGAUAAGAAGGAUCCCCAGGGCAACGGCUGCGUCACAGGAUUUGAGGUUUUGCUGCAGAAACAGCUGAAGGGGAAACAAAUGCAGAAGGAGAUGGCAGAGUUCAUACGAGAAAGGAUAAAGAUAGAAGAGGAGUACGCCAAGAACCUCUCCAAGCUCUCCCAGAACCCUCUGGCGAGCCAGGAAGAAGGGACUCUGGGGGAGGCCUGGGCCCAGUUGAAGAAGAGUCUGGCAGACGAAGCUGAGGUUCACCUAAAGUUCUCCUCAAAGCUCCAGAGUGAAGUGGAAAAGCCUUUCCUGGCCUUCAGGGAGAACUUUAAGAAGGACAUGAAGAGGUUCGACCAUCACAUCGCUGACCUGAGGAAGCAGCUGGUUGGUCGCUAUGCAGCGGUGGAGAAGGCCCGUAAAGCUCUGGCUGACAGACAGAAAGAGCUGGAGGUCAAGACUCAGCAGCUGGAGAUCAAACUCAGCAACAAGAUCGAAGAAGACAUCAAGAAGGCCCGCCGAAAAUCCACACAAGCAGGAGACGAGCUGAUGCGCUGUGUCGACCUUUAUAACCAGUCUCAGUCCAAAUGGUUUGAGGAGAUGGUCACUACGAGUCUGGAGCUGGAGCGGCUGGAGGUGGAGCGGGUAGAGAUGAUCAGACAGCAUCUGUGUCAGUACACCACCCUCCGACAUGAGACAGACAUGUUCAACCAAAGUACAAUGGAGCCGGUGGACCAGCUGCUGCAAGGGGUGGACCCGGCCAGAGACAGAGAGCUGUGGGUGCGGGAGAAUCAGACCGGAGAGAUCAGGCCAGUGGACAUAGAGAUCUGACCUCAGUGCUGUGCUUAUGCUCACACUCAGGAACACUGAGCCCAAGGCUGCAUGGCUCAGGACUGACUCCUAGCAGACCGAGGGAGGAUCAGUCAGCGCUCAUUGGCUCUUCACCCCCCGACAACAACCUGCUGAGGAUGUUGUCAGUAUUUGGGGAAUAUUGUGAGAAACCUAAGCAAUUAAUGAAGAUGUCAGACAGUGACAGGUCGUAGUUUUCUGUUAUGCAAGCUGAUGGCCAGCUGAGACGGCACAGGGAAAUGGGAUCAAAGAGUGUGAAUGGUAAGGCAAAAGGUGAGGCAAAUGAUCAAGAAGCACCAACAUGAACAUUUAACACCUGUAAAUGUUUAAUAGCUUUGUGUAAAACAGCAGUGUAAUGCAGCAGUUUGCUGGUGCUUUUGCUCUGUGAGGUAAUUCUCUGAUUCACUUCUGCAAGUUGUUGGCAAAAAUGAUUGAACAGAUGUUGCUAAACUAAAUGCAGUCUGACCUAAGAGUGAUAUAACCGUGUCCCAGAAUAAGAAUAAGGUUAUUUAAAUACUGCUAUCCCUAUAUAUAGUGUGCAGGUAUUGAUUGUUUGCUAAGCCUCGCCCACCCUUGUUACAGCGCGUUCACAAAGAGGAGUUCACACCGCUUUAAUCGCCGGAGUUUGGUCGUAUUGAUCAUUUGUGUUUCUUCGCAUUACCUGUAGAGAUGCAGGCACCAACAAUGUUUUUUCUGUCAUUAAUAUGGCCGAAUAACCCCUGUGGCUGCUUUUUUCCUGCUGUGGAAGUCCCAGGUUCGUCAGAAAUUCAAACGGCGUCAUGUCUGGAUAACAAAUUUCAUCUGGAAGAGCAAAAAGCACAGUCAUUUUUCAAGGAAGUAAAUGUUUGGUCUGGAUGACUGCCAAUUGCAACGCUACCUGAGGUUCAGAUUUAGCUGUUUUUUAAGU